This is a messenger RNA of Branchiostoma floridae (Florida lancelet), 2021 nucleotides long. RefSeq names its product cAMP-regulated D2 protein-like. Gene Ontology annotation, molecular function: cholinesterase activity. The record is from RefSeq and is a predicted model, not a curated record. The transcript has a single exon. Bases 10 to 1707 code for a protein of 565 amino acids. NCBI's taxonomy places the organism in Eukaryota, Metazoa, Chordata, Leptocardii, Amphioxiformes, Branchiostomatidae.
CAUCUAAGUAUGGCGACAACAACCUUCUCCAAGCUCUUGGUCUUCGCUGCCCUUGUCUUGGUUGGGCAGGCCUCUCUAACAACGAAACCGGAGGGUCCGACCGUUCGAACACGGUAUGGAGAUGUGCGGGGCAUGUACGCGGAGGAAGGGGCAAUCUUCCUCGGUCUCCCGUUCGGGAACCCUCCGGUAGGCGAGCUGCGCUGGAAGCCUCCUCGGGCGUACAACAAGUCUUGGGCGCCCGAAGUUCGCGACGGCACCGUGCCGGGUCCGGCAUGCCGACAGCCAGGGUGUGGACCGACCGUUAUCGACUAUCAGUACACUUGUAAUCGCGACAAGAACAGAACGCAGAGUGAGGACUGUCUGUACCUUAACGUUUUCGUGCCCAGAUCCGUUCUGGCGAACUCUACUGUCAGACUACCUGUUAUUUGUUGGUUUCAUGGAGGACAUUACAUGUACGGCACUGGCUCUGCUAUGGUGUAUGAUGGGCGGAUUUUGGCCAACAAAACCAACACCGUCGUUGUGACGACCAACUACAGACUCGGCGUUUUCGGCUACCUGGUGACCGGCGAGGGAGAAGACGAUGCCAGAGGAAACUAUGGAACAUUAGAUCAGAUUGAGGCACUGAAGUGGGUCCAACAGAACAUCGCAGACUUUGGUGGAGCCAAGGAUAAAGUAACCGUUUUCGGACAGAGCGCCGGGUCAGAUUCGAUUGCAGUUCUCCUGACAACUGACAAGACCACAGACUUGUUCCACCAGGCCAUCAUGCUGAGUGUGCCGUUCUCCAUCACCCACAAGACUCAAUUAGAAGGGAUUCGGGUCGGGAAUGAUGUUGCCAAGUCUGCGAACUGCUCAGCCGGGGACAUGAAGUGCCUUCGUUCCAAGCCUGCCGAUGACCUUAUUGUCGCCCAAAAUGAAGCCGGUAAAUACAUAGCUAACCCAUUUAAGCCUCUAGAGUUGUUCAUGCAGUGGGGCCCUACUGUAGAUGGUGACAUUCUGCCUAGACAAACUGUAGAUAGUUUUGCAAAUGGAAAGAUUCAGAAGAAGCCGUUCAUUAUAGGCAAUGUAAUGGAAGAAGCCGUUCUGUACAUCUAUGAGGCCUUUAGUAAGCCUAUGUCUAAACUUGAGUUAGAUGGAAUUAUGUUGGCCUUUCUCCAUGGAAAAGGGCCGGUAGCUCUUGAUGAGUACAACCCGCCAAAAGCAUCAGACUAUCGUCCGUUUUUGUCUCACUUCGCAACAGACUGGGUUUUUCAAUGCCCAACUCGAAAUGUUAUCCGAAACGCAGCCGUAAAUGGUGAAAACGACGUCUGGCUUUACGUCUUUGAUCAUGCCUUUUCCUUUAAGACGUUUUGGAAAGGCUAUGCCUACUGUCAGGGUCACGUCUGUCAUGGUGAAGACAUUCCGUUCGUGUUUCAAACACCUCUACUGCUAAACUUGAGCUUCACCCGAGAAGAACAGGUCCUAGCUGACACCAUGGUGUAUCACUACGGUAACUUCGCACACACGGGCGACCCUAACAAGGCUAGCCCGAAGGUCUACACCACAGGCAACGUCCUAAAAUCACCACUGAACUGGCCCAAGUAUAAAGGUGACCAGUUCCCGUACAUGAAUUUUACCACUCCCCAAAGCGUUAUUGAUGGAGACUUUAACAAAGAAAAGUGUGACUUUUGGGAUAAGGAAAAUGUCUACUCAGGAACAAAUUACAACUAGCUAUAGCAAAUUAGCCGCCCUCUAAUCAAUUACUUUAUGGCUAUGUAGGUUAGGUUCUGGUAGAGACUAGGAAAGGUUCAUAGGUCUAAAUGAAAUGUUCUAGAUACGCGAUUUCACACAAUAAGCUAUUUACAUUCUCGAAUCAAGUACAACAGAUUUCAAGAGACCCGAUGAUACAGACAGAUUUGUAUAUAAUAAUAUUAUCUUUAAAAGUCACAACUCCCAUAAUGUAAAGAUAGGCAAAUAUAUAUACAAAGACUGCUGUGUUAUUAGAAAGAAUACGGUCCGUAACUCAUUAAUUAUGAGUACAUACA